GUGAAGGCAGGGCGGAGGCAUGUAGGUACUGCGCAUGGAUUCGUGUGACUUGGGGUGUUUGAAAUUAUGGGCCAAGUCCAGGGAAUCUAAAGACAGUAACUUAUCAGCUUCCGGAACCCUUCCUCUGAGCAGAGUCCUGAAAACCCAAGUUUUGCGGCAAGUAGGAGGUGUCAUAUUAGUUGUUUUUUUUUUCAGUCCCCAAAUCUCGGCUUCGACGUUUGGUCCAAGCUUAAUUCUCGUUCUCAAGCCAGUUUUGCCUGAAUUCUCGCAAGUUUGGUAGGAUAACCCCAGAGCAGCCUGGGAGCCGGUAUCUCCUAGGAGCUAGACUAGGGCCCUUGGAGCCUGCGAGGACUUGGAAGUCUCGGCCUGUCCUGGGAGCGGUUUAACCUCGGCGAGUCCCUGCUCUGAGCUCCUGGCAGCGAUGGACGAGGACUUGGUGUUAGCGCUACAGCUUCAGGAGGAGUGGGACUUGCAGAUCGCGGGGCGCGAUAAGGCCCCGCAGCCCUUGUCGCUAGUGGACGCGUCGUGGGAGCUGGUGGACCCCACCCCAGAUUUGCAGGCCCUGUUUGUGCAGUUCAACGAUCGGUUCUUCUGGGGCCAGCUGGAGGCCGUAGAGGUGAAAUGGAGCAUGCGCAUGACCCUGUGUGCUGGGGUAUGCAGCUAUGAAGGAAGUGGUGGAAUGUGUUCCAUCCGUCUCAGUGAACCGCUUUUAAAAUUGAGACCAAGAAAGGAUCUUAUAGAGACCCUCUUGCAUGAAAUGAUACAUGCCUACUUAUUUGUCACUAAUAAUGAUAAGGACCGGGAAGGGCAUGGUCCAGAGUUUUGUAAACACAUGCAUCGCAUCAACCGCCUGACAGGAGCCAAUAUAACGGUAUACCAUACUUUUCAUGAUGAAGUGGAUGAAUAUCGUCGGCAUUGGUGGCGCUGCAAUGGACCCUGUCAAUACAGAAAACCUUAUUUUGGCUACGUAAAGCGGGCUACUAACAGGGCACCCUCUGCUCAUGACUAUUGGUGGGCUGAGCACCAGAAAACUUGUGGUGGCAGUUACAUAAAAAUCAAGGAGCCAGAGAACUAUAUAAAAAAAGGCAAAGGAAAGAUGAAACUAGAAAAGCACCCAUUGUCAGCAACAGAGAAUAAAGGUAAACCAAACAGAGGUGAGACACAGCUGUUAAUCCCUUUUAGUGGGAAAGGAUAUGUUCUAGGAGAAACAAGCAAUGCACCUUCAUCUGGGAAAUUUAUCCCCUCACAUGCCAUUAAUAGAACACAGGAACUUUUGAGUCAAGACCAUUCAGUAAAUCCUCUAAGACCAAAUUCUAAAAUUGAAGUGAAAUUUGAACAGAAUGGUUCAAGUAAAAAAACUUCUCAUGUAGUCUCCCCUGUUCUUAAUUCCAGUCACCAAAGUGUUUUAAGUAACUACUUUCCUAGAGUAUCAGUUGCAAACCAAAAGGCUGUCAGAAGUGUGAAUGGAUCUCCAGUGAAAGACUUAACAGCUGGUGAUACCACUAAAAGUUCAGUUCCUUUUAGUUCUCUGAGAAGGGUUACAUCUUCUAAGAUAUCCCUAAGAAAUUCUUUAAGAGCAAUGGAAUCGACAUCCGUGACUGCAUCCCAGGAUGUGAGUGGGUCUGAAGAUAAAUUGCCAAGUAAACGACCCAGGCUAGAAGACAAGAAUGUUUUUGCCAAUUUUUUUAUCAAGAAAGAGCCAACGCAAAGUGGUGGUAAUGAUCUACAGUAUAGUUCAUUUCCUGCAACCUCAGCUCAGAAUUCCGGUAGUUCAUCCAGCCAGAACAAAAUGGUUAAUUGUCCUGUGUGUCAGAAUGAAGUUCUGGAGUCUCAAAUUAAUGAGCACUUGGACUGGUGCCUUGCACGCGGAAGUAUCAAAGUCAAAAGUUGAAAACGUCUUUGAAAAAUGAAUGGAUCUCACAUACCGCCUGUAGGUUAUAACCUACUAAGAGUUGUAGUUUAUAAUGUUCACACAACUGAUAGAAAAUGUUCUGGUAUAUAUAUGAGACUGUCAUUUAAAAAAAUUUUCUCAGGGUGCUAUAUUCACUCUUGCCUUACAUACACUGUAGCCCAGAAGUUGUUUUGCCUGUAUAUGUUUAUUAUUUUUAGAUUCUUUUAUCCUUUCUUGUUCUCAAAGGUUUUUAAAUCUGUUAAUCUUUUUAUUUGUGUACCCUCCUCAAAACAUUACUAUGAGGAAUCCUGUCAGGUAUUGGGUUAAACUGAAUAUCUCUUUAUUAACUAUAUUAAAACUCAUUCCCAGAACUAGUAUCAGACAGGGUGACCAAAACACAGUCCUAGAGUAUGAAGUAUAUUAGUUGUUAUAGGGUACUCAACUUUUCCCAAAAAAUCUUAACAAGAAGUAUAUUUUCUAAAUUUUAAAGAAUUUUAUUUCUUUGUUCCAUCUUCACUGAAAAGUGGCAGCAGAUUUCAGGUUAAAGUAGAUGAGGAAGUUUCUGUUGAGAUAUUACUGGUAACAUAGAUACUGUAAUCCUGUAUGGCAGAUCUUAAAUUGAGUUUAGCUAUUUUCUCAAAAUUUAGCAAAGUGGGUGGUUAAAACUCAGUGCUGAUUAGUAUAACUGGUAUAUUCGAUAUAGAAAAGUUGCCUAAUUUAUGUAACAGUGGACUGUUAUAUGGAAACAGUAUUAUGAACCUUAAACCAAAUUUGGAACUAUUAUAAUUAAUGGAAUACCAUCUGUGCAUUUCAAAGAGUGUAUUUCUUUUUAAAAAUGUUCUUUUCCAUGUUAUUGAUAAGAUACUUUAUCUGCUUGCUUUUUGUCUGCCAGCUGCACCUCUAGCAUGUUGGCAUAUUCCCAAGACCUUAGUUGCUCACAAGUUUUCUUUUUUCUUAAGUUUAUUGCAGUGUAACUUGAACAUACUGUAAGGUGCACACAUCUUAAGUGUACAAAUAGGGAAACUUUCAGGUAGUGUUCACCUGCUUGACUACUACCGGGAUCAUUUCCUCCCUCAGGUGCCUCUUUCCAGACAAUACCCACCACCACUAAAGGUAACCACUGUUUUGAUCUCUCAUCACCAUAGAUUAGUUUAGCCUGUUUUUGAACUUCAUAAAGGUAUUAUCUUUUUAAGUGUAAGAGAAGUUUCUGCUUUUUCAUUGCUCUAUAAUAUUUCUAUAAAUAUACCAGAAUUUAUUCAUUCAUUCAAAUAUUAAUGGACAUUUGAAUUGUUUCCAGUUUGGGGCUAUUAUGAAUAAUGCUGCGAAGAACAUUCUCGUAAUGUUUGGGGGGGCAAAAGUACUCAUUUCCACUGGGUAUAUACCCAGUAAUGGAAUUGCUGGGUCACAGGAGAUAUUUAUGUUUAGCUUUAGUAAAUGUUGCCAGUUUACACUCUUACCAGCAAUGUUCAGCAUUUUAACUCUAUUGUCAGUCCUUUUAAUUAAUUUUAGCUUACCUGGUUGGUUGUCCACAAGUUUUGAUAUUUCUUAAACAUGAAGUUUAAAAAUGGUAUUUAAUAAAUAUUUAUUUAUAGGUAAAUGGCUAUUUAAAUGUGUUAUUUUGAACAUAUGUAGUUUUUACUUUCAUAGAGGAUGAUUUUCUCUAAUUCAAUUCAACAAAUUAUGUGUAAACAUUUUUUGAGCACAAGACUGCAACAAGACUCUGGGGGCAAUGAAGGUAAGUAAGACAGUCCAUUCCUCAAGGAGUGCUAUAGCCUGGUUGGGAAGUGAGACAAAAACAGAUUAAUUCAAUAGAACUUGGUAAGUGCUGUGCUGGGAUUUCUGCUUAGUGCUGUAGGAAUUUAAGGGAGGAUAAUUAGCAUAGUCUGGGGUUUUCUUGGAGACAACAUCCAAGUUGAAUCUUCUAGGGUGAGUAGAGGUAGCCUGGUAUAGAAGGGGGAAAGGGUGUUGCAAAGAAAAAUAAUACAAAAAGGCACCAAAAGGCAUGUUCUACUGGGAGAACUAUAAUCUGUUCCAUGUAAAUAGAGUGUAAAGUGUGAAGGGGUAAAAUGGCAAAAGGAGUAGGAUUGCAGAGAUGACAGACCUAGCUAAGAAUUUCGAGGGCAGGGACUGUAUCUAUUAUGUUCUUCACUUUAAUGUCCAGUUUGUGUAGUGCCUGAGGAUAAUUACGUUGACUGGAGUGUGGGGUGGUGGCAGUGGGCUUGUAAAGGUUUUUGAGCUAGAAGAACACAUUCAGAUGAGUUUUGAUUGAAUCUUCUGGGGCAGUAUAGAUUUCUAGGAGGAAUGGCAGUGGCAGGGAUGGAGAGUAGAGGAUGGGUUGAGAAAUAUUUAGGUGGCAAAAUCAGGAGGAGAUGGUGUUAAUUUCUAGGGGAUGAUGGAAAUAUCUGUCAGCUGGUAAGAAAAUGGAAAUUUAAUUUUUAAAUUGGGAUUAAAUAAACCUUUACUUCAUCCAUGUAAAAAAAACUUUUGAGAGGCCUUACCUCGUUGAAGAUUUUAAAACUGGUGCAUCUGAGUAUCUGGGGGUGGGCUGGGGUAGAUUGGAGUUCUCUGAAAAGGGUUUAUUUUUAAACCUCAUUUGCAACUGUCCUGUAAGUUUGAAGUUAUUUCAAAAUUAAAAGUUUAAGAAAACCUUUGAGAAAAUAUGCACCCUAAGGAUUCUGUUAACCCCCCCCGCCCCGAACAUACACACACACCAAA
This is a messenger RNA of Choloepus didactylus (southern two-toed sloth), 4606 nucleotides long. RefSeq names its product SprT-like N-terminal domain (gene SPRTN). The transcript has 5 exons. The record is from RefSeq and is a predicted model, not a curated record. Gene Ontology annotation, biological process: DNA repair. The coding region runs from base 422 to 1891 and encodes 489 amino acids. Gene Ontology annotation, molecular function: single-stranded DNA binding; polyubiquitin modification-dependent protein binding; metalloendopeptidase activity. Gene Ontology annotation, cellular component: nucleus. NCBI's taxonomy places the organism in Eukaryota, Metazoa, Chordata, Mammalia, Pilosa, Megalonychidae.